AUGAACAAGAUUAGUAAUUUUAAAAUAAUAACGAAUUUGUUGCUAAUAUUAUUUUUUUUUAAGAUUAAAGUUUUUGAAUCUAUUGAAAUUGAAGGUAUACAGCUGAUAGGGAAAAAAAACAAUGGAAUUACGUCAUUCUAUAAUAUUCGAUAUGGAGUUGCAAACCGGUUCCAGCCAGCAAAGUUAUUAUCAAUUACUGAAGCUGCAAUAAUGGACGAGGAUAGAACAUCAAAAAUUCCAAAAAGCUAUGAUUUAUCAACAAAUAAAGGUUCCGCCUGCCCACAGGAUUGUUCAGAUACUCAGCAAACAAGUCAAAAAACCUUUUUAUGUAGAGGAACAGAACCAGAAACUCAAUCUGAGGCAUGCUUAACCUUAAAUAUAUUCACCUCAACUACUCAAAUAGAGGAGAUAUUUAACCAGUUUUCUACUGUUACAAAGCAUGUUUCUUCUAAUAAUACACAAAUUAAUAUGCUUUCAAAUGUAAAUAAUACAUUAAUGAAUAAUCUUAAUAAACAAAAAUCCUCCAUAUCUUCAAUUGUACAAUCUAAUAUGUCCCAGUUAAAACCUGUUUAUGUUUAUAUCCACGGUGGAUUAUACUUAAUUGGAUCCUCCAAUUCCGAAACUAACUUUGGAGAAAAGCUUGCAGAAUCUGGAGCUAUUAUUGUUACAAUUAAUUAUAGAAUUGGAAUUCUUGGGUGGUUAAGAGCAAAAAACCUUUCAUCUGGAAAUAUGGGAUUUCUUGAUCAAAGACUAGCUCUCGAAUGGAUUAACAAGUACAUUAUUUACUUUGGAGGUGAUCCCACUCGAGUUGUUUUAUCAGGACACAGUGCAGGAGCUAAAUCUGUAUUAUGUCAUUCAGUUACUAAAGAAAGUAAUAAGUAUUUUUCAGGUGUAAUCAUCCACUCUGGAGCUCUUUCUCAAAAUGAAACAAAUCUUAAAGAAGCAGAAUCUAUGGGCGAAAUGGCAGAAAAUAUUGCAUCUGAAAAAUGUAUGGCAACAAUAUUGAGCUGUACGACAAAGCAGUUAUUGGAGAUUCAAAAAGAGGUUAGAACACAGAUUGUAAGAUCUAAUCCAUCCAAAGCUCUUCAUUCAUGGUCACCAAUAGUUGAUGGUUUUAUCAUUAAAGAUUCUUGUAGAAAUCUUGCAUUAUCUGGAUCUAUUCCUCAAAAUAUGAAUGUCAUCAUCAGUACGACCAAUUCAGAAGGAGUUCAAUUCUUUAGGUCUUUUAUUGCCUAUUUACCAGCCAUUUCAAGAAGUCUUGCAACCAGCAACUUUGCUUUCAGGUAUCUAGUUUCAAGAGUAUUUGGUCCAAAAGCAGGAGAGGCUAUGAAAAUAUAUAGUAACAAUAACUUUGCAAAUUCUGUUUCAGUAGCUUCUAGUUACGAUAAUACUGAUAAUAACUUUGAAUGGCAAAACAUAACCAAAAUAACAAGUGAUUAUUCUUCCAACGAUAAUAAUGAAACAAUAUCAUCUAACCUAGAAACAAAAUCACUUGAAAUUCAAAAAGAAGCUAGUGAAAGUAUGACUGAGUCAAAAAAUGAUAUUAUUAAGAGUGGAGAUAAAGAAAAUAACCAGAUUGUUUCUAGCUCUGGGUUUAACUUAUUUCAGGUUGGAAAAAAUAGAGAUGAUGAAAAGUGGAAUGGUAUAAUUGACGAUCCAGUAGCUUUAGCAUAUGCAAGAAUGAUUGGAGAUUUUAUCUAUAGUUGUCCAGCAAGGAUGUUUAUUAAAAAGCUAUCCUCAUAUAAUCCUAAUGUAUAUGGUUACUUUAUUAAUAGUGGUUUUAAAUGGACUGAAGGAUUAAAGAAAGGGUACGAAAUUAAUAGUAAUUCUUUUAUUUCUGAAAUAUUUCAAGCUCCCAAGUUUUCAUUAAGAAACACUCCAAAAGGAGUAGUAUGCCAAAACGACGAUGUUGCCUGUAAAACCUUUGUAUAUGAUUGUAGUGAUGCCAGAUUAGUAUGUCAUAUAGAAGAUAUUAUUUGGUUAUUCCAUACUUUUCCAAAUAAACCGAAUGAUAAUAUUGAUAAAGUUUUUGUUCAAGAACAGAAUUUUGCUUCAAAGUUUUUCUCCCAUUUAAUUCAGAAAUCUUUGGGAGAAACUGAGUCUUUAUUAAAAAAACAGCAGCAAAUUUUUAGAAAGUCCUUUUCAGAACCAAUUGAAAUUUUCUCAGAACUUAAUUUUUGGAAUCCAUUCUCUAAUGGAGGUAAAAUACUUCAGAUUAGUAGUAACAGAACCGAAUUGAUUUCUGAUUUUAAAUCAAAAGAAUGUGAGCUUUGGGAAUGGAGGAAUAGUGACUUAUCAAUGACUUUCCACCAGCUUAUCGAUUCAAAGACAAUCCCACAAAUAAAGAGUAAUGCUGAAAGCAAUACUUUCACAGGUAUCACUGAAAAUAAUGAGAAUGAAAAUAUAAAUCUAAACAUUAAUCUAAUAGAUGAAAAUAUUGAAAGUCUCAGUAACAACCCUACAGAUAAUCAGUUUAAUCAAAUCUCAAUCUUAAAUCAAAAUGAUACAGAAAAAGAUACUUUGGAUAAUCCCAAUGCUAAUAGUAAUGAAUCUCAAUGA
Molecule: messenger RNA, 2559 nt
Organism: Cryptosporidium ubiquitum
Lineage: Eukaryota; Apicomplexa; Conoidasida; Eucoccidiorida; Cryptosporidiidae
Product: secreted acetylcholinesterase
Exons: 4
Coding region: 1-2559 (852 amino acids)
Source: RefSeq, a predicted model, not a curated record